Molecule: messenger RNA, 4407 nt
Organism: Alexandromys fortis (reed vole)
Lineage: Eukaryota; Metazoa; Chordata; Mammalia; Rodentia; Cricetidae
Gene: Micall2
Product: MICAL like 2
Exons: 17
Coding region: 156-2984 (942 amino acids)
Molecular function (GO): protein binding
Source: RefSeq, a predicted model, not a curated record
GGCCUCGCAGGCGGCUUCAGUGUGGGGCGCCGGUCGCGUUCUCUUCUUCCAACCGGGCUGGUUGGUGGUCAGCGGGUCCGGUCCUCGUCCGCGCCUCGGGCCCGAACGGGGCCUGUGGCCAGCUCCUCGAGCCGCCAUCCCGGCCCGCCGCCCACAUGGCGGCCAUCAAGGCCCUACAGGAGUGGUGCCGGCAACAGUGCGAGGGCUACCGGGACGUGAGCAUCACCAACAUGACCACCUCGUUCCGCGAUGGCCUGGCCUUCUGUGCUAUCCUGCAUCGACACCGGCCUGACCUUAUAAACUUCAAUGCCCUCCGGAAGGAAAACAUUUACGAGAACAACAAGCUGGCCUUCCAAGUGGCUGAAGAACAGCUGGGCAUCCCAGCCCUUCUGGACGCUGAGGACAUGGUGGCCUUGAAGGUUCCAGACCGGCUGAGCAUCCUCACCUACGUGUCACAGUAUUACAACUACUUCCACGGCCGGUCCCCAAUUGGGGGCAUGGCUGGUGUGAAGAGACCCUCAUCCGACUCGACUGAAGAAUGUCCUGGAAAGAAGGUCCUGCCCUCACCUGCCAAGGUGCCCUCACCAGCUCCAGCCCAGAGGUCACCACUGUCUCCAGCUAGGACAAACCCCGUGGUUCGGAGGAAUGAGAGUGGCUCAGAGAGGCCAUCUCCAAAGGCUGCUCUGGGAACUGCAGGCAGUUCCGUCAGCAGCAUCUGUGGGAUCUGUGGCAAACACGUUCACCUCGUGCAGCGGCACCUGGCUGAUGGGCGGCUCUACCACCGAAGCUGCUUCAGGUGUAAGCAGUGUUCCAACACACUGCACUCAGGGGCCUACCGUGCCACAGGAGAGCCGGGCGUCUUUGUCUGUACCCAUCACAGCCAAGAAGUCACCUCUGGGAGCCCCAAGUUGUCAAAACUGGCCUCCAGACAGCCAGGGGCUGUUGCUGCAGACACUAGGCCAACCAAUGCCUCACGGAAAGUUCAGGAGGCAAAUGGACCAGGAGAGGGGACACCACUGAGGACCAAGGCAGCAGCCUGGGAGCCCUCUGUAGGCAACACAACUGCCAAAGGUUUUGUCCAGACUGAACUUAACCGGCCAGCCACCUCCUGUGUUCAAGUGGGGAGCCCUGCAGGGCCCAGGCUGUCCACGAGCCCAGUGGCCACUACUUCUGUGACUAGCAAAGCCAUCACCCAUGUGACUAAUAGCUCCCCGGCAGGCUGGUCAUCACCUGCCAAGAGCAGCAGCACAGCGACCAUCGACUCCCGUCCCCUUGUGCACCCAAGUACUCUGAACUCUCACCCGUCUGUGCCCCAAGGCCAGGCAACUUCCAAAGGUGUUAAGACUCCGCUCAACUUGAGCACAGCAUCUCCAAACACAGCGGCCACCCCAGCCUGGACCUCAGCCGCCUCUAGGACUCAGCAAGCCCGAGAGAAAUUUUUCCAGAAUCCUGCUCCAGCCCCAUCUAACAACAGUCCUGCCAGCAGGGUCCCCCCUGUGGUGAAUGCCCCCAAUGGCAGGGUCCCCUUUGUGGUGAAUACAUCCACCAGCAAGACCACCACUGUAGUAAAUGCCCCCAUCAACAAGGGCCCCACUGUGGUGAAUGUCCCUGCCAGCAAGGUCUCUGCUGCUGUGGAUACCCCUGCCCAGGAGAGCAGCCGUGAGCAAGCACUAAGUGUACUUAGGAAGGCCCUACCGGGGCUGACAGGAGCUGGUACACAGACGUCAGGCAGGUCCUCCCAAGCCACUUCCUCCAUCCCAAUGUCUCUUCCCAAGAAUGAAGUACCCCCAAAAGUUCCCUCACCCAAGCUAUCACAUUCAACCACUCCCCGGCCCCCCGCUUUGAAGAUGGAGCCUACCGUCCCCCUGAGUGUGGGCAAUACCUCAUGGGCAUCUGUAUCACUCCAGACUGGCAACAAGAGCCUAGGUAUAUCUCCAGGGGUUGGUAAGACCAGUGCCGGCUCCAGGCCACAAGCAGAAGCGGCAAUACCGAAGGGUCCGGGUUCCACCUCUCAGGAAGGCCAGGAGGAGGGGCCAGAAGGAUGGAGAGCCCGCCUGAAGCCUGUGGAUAAGAAAAGCUCUGCCGGGAGGACUUUGGAGCCAAAGGAAGUACCUGUCCAGGCAGAGCCGAGGGCAGGGGAUACUCCCAGCAAAGUCUCCAGCAGCUCUAGCCCCAGCGCUCACAUCUUCUUGACUCCUGUUCAGAACAAGAGGACACCGUGCCCGGCUGGUUCCGGGCCCAGCCCUGCAGCAGCCCCUUCUCCUUCUCUGUCACACCGUAAGAAACUAGCUGUCCCUUCCAGCCUUGAUGUUUCUGCUGAUUGGCUCCAGCCAGAGCUCAAGAAACAGGAAGCUCAGGCCAGGAACAGGAAGGAGGAGAAAAUGUCCACCUGGGGGACAAGAGAGCGGUCUGCAGUCCUGGACAGUACACAUGGUGAGACUGUGACCUCCCCAGUCAGGCUGCACCCCGACUAUAUCCCCCAGGAGGAGCUGCACAGGCAGCUGCAGGAGAUUGAGAAUCAGCUCGACGCCCUGGAGCUCAGGGGUGUAGAGCUGGAGAAGCGGCUGCGGGCAGCCGAGGGAGAUGCUGCGGAGGACAGCCUCAUGGUGGACUGGUUCCGACUUAUUCACGAGAAGCAGCUGCUGCUGAGGCUUGAAUCAGAACUCAUGUACAAGUCUAAGGACCAACACCUGGAGGAGCGGCAACUGGACCUCCAGGACGAGCUGCGGAAGCUGAUGGACAAGCCAGAGGGUCUGAAGUCCCUCCAGGACCGCCAGCGGGAACAGGAGCUGCUGAGUCAAUAUGUGAACACUGUGAAUGACCGCAGUGACAUCGUUGACUUCCUGGAUGAGGACCGGCUCCGGGAACAAGAAGAGGACCAAAUGUUGGAGAACAUGAUCCAGAACCUGGGCCUUCAGAGGAAGAAGUCCAAGUUCCGCUUGUCCAAGAUCUGGUCCUCAAAGAGCAAAGGCGGGCAGACCUGAGCUGCCCAUAACUGGCACCAGGGCCCUGGCCCUUCUCAGGAAAAGACUGGUGCUGGGACCCCAGAAGGAUGCUUGGGGGUGCCGGGGCCCAUGCCUCCCACUCUGAGUCCCUGUAUCCUCAAUAAAGACAUCGACCCUCCCACAUCUGCCGUGUGUGUCCCUGUGCCAGGUCGGUGCCAGGUGCUUGGGUGGACACUCAUCCUCUGUUCCUUUUCUUCUCUGUUGCUGUGGUGAUGUAUCUGGUCGAGGCAACUGAAGGGAGAAGAGCUUGUUUGAGCCCUCAGUCCCAGGUUACCAUCUGUCACUGCAGUGAAGUCAUGGAGGGCAGGCCUCGGACCAGCUGAUCACAUGACAGCCACAGUCACCAUCAGAGAGAAAUGAGUAUGUGCACACUUAGUGAUCAGCAUUCUUUUUCUGAGACAGGGAUUCUCCAUGCAACCUCCCUGGUUGUCCUGGAACUCACUCUGUAGACCAGGCUGGACUCGAACUCACAGAGAUCCGCCUGCCUCUGCCUCCUGAGUACUGGGAUUAAAGGCGUGCACCACCACCACCCAGCUCAGUUGGCUUUUCUACUUUUAGAUAAUUCAGGUCCCAACCCCAGAGAGUGCUGCUGCCCUCUUUCAGGCUGGGCUUUUCUACUUCAAUUGAGGCAAUCAAGACAAUCCCCCACAGAUGUGCCUCCAGACCAACCUGAUCUAGGUGGGCCUUCACUGAGACUCUAGACUAUGCCCAGUUGACAGGUGAAGGUAACCGUCACCCCCUCUGGAUAUGUUCGUUACUCUCUGUCUGUGCAGAUGGACAGGAGGACAGAAUGGAACACUAUAAUAAUUGUGCCCCCAUGGCCUGGGAUCUGUGCCCUGGACACAGGUGGCCCUGGGGCAGAAGAUGCCUAGGGUUGAUGAUAGGGCCCCUGAGUAGCUGCGAGGGUGUGUCUUCUCAGAGCUGGGGUGUACUCUACAGGCUUGAGAAAGACCAGUGGGGUAAGAGAGGCUUGGGGGAGUCAGGCCACGGAUGGGUAUGGCUGGUUCAAUAGCAAUGUGGCUAAGUGUGGCAGUGUGCUACCUAGUUGUAUGCCAACUUGGCACAAACUAAAGUCAUCUGAGAGGAGGGAACCUCAAUUGGGAAAAUGCUUCCAUAAGAUGGGGCUGCAGGCAAGCCUGUGGAACAUUGUAUUAAUUAGUGAUUGAUGUGGUUUGGCCCAGCCUAUUGUGGGCAGUGCCAUUCGUGGGCAGGGGAUCCUGGGUUCUGUAGGAAAGCAGUCUGAGAAAUCCGUGGAGAGCAGGCUGGUUAGCAUCCUCCUCCAUGGCCUCUGCAUCAGCUCCUGCCUCCAGAUUCCUGCCUUGCUUGAGUUCCUGUCCUGACUUCCUUUAGUGAUGGACUCUGGAUGUGGAUGCAUAAGUCAAAUAAACCCUUUCCUCCCCAA